This is a messenger RNA of Eucalyptus grandis, 874 nucleotides long. Its product is annotated as glutaredoxin-C10. NCBI's taxonomy places the organism in Eukaryota, Viridiplantae, Streptophyta, Magnoliopsida, Myrtales, Myrtaceae. The record is from RefSeq and is a predicted model, not a curated record.
CGCCCUCUCUCCGUUGACAAUCCCUCUCCCUCUCCCUCCCUCCCUCUCUACUCUCCGGCGACGCGUCGUCCGCUAUUAUGCAAGGACUCUGCUCCGACGACGUCGUGCGCCUCGACCUCGCACCCCCACCGCCGCCGCCGCAGCCGCCGCCGCCGCCGUCCGCCUCCGCCUCCGCCUCCUCCCUCUCCAUCGACAUGGACGAGUCGGCGGAGACCCGGAUCCAGCGCCUCAUAUCGGAGCACCCGGUCAUCAUCUUCAGCCGCUCCUCCUGCUGCAUGUGCCACGUCAUGAGGAAGCUCCUCGCCUCCAUCGGCGUCAACCCCACCGUCAUCGAGCUCGACGACGACGAGAUCGCCGCCAUCCCCACCGCCGGCCCCAACCCCCCGCCCGCCGUCUUCAUCGGGGGAACCUGCGUCGGCGGCCUCGAGGCCCUCGUCGCCCUCCACCUCAGCGGCCACCUCGUGCCCAAGCUCGCCGAGGUCGGCGUCCUCUAGCCUGUGACCUCGGGAAACGCGGGGCUUGGAUUCCGACCCGGUACGAGAUUCCAUCUAUUAGAUUGAAGUUGAUAUUCAUAUGUAGGAUGCAAGAAAGGGGAUGAUAUGAUUUCCAUUAUUAGGUCAAAAGCAGAAUAUUUGUAUUGGUUGUAGCUUGCCGUAGCUUGAUUCGAUGGUCAAAACUGUAAGUUGCAGUAGAAAUAGUAGCAGAAGAAGAAGAAGAACAAGAAGAAGAAGAAUCAUCUGAACACACGUGUACGGUGGCACGUGUAUGAGAUAUUGUCUUUUAUCACCAAUGAAUUCUUAUUUAUUGUCUAGUGAUAAAUUUUGUGUAUUUGAUUUUUGAUUGGACCGAUAUGCAAAUCUUUCUCAAUUCUCGA